GAAGGCAGGGUUCUGCCUGGCCCUAUCACACGUGCUCAAAGAGAGGGUGGAGGGAAAUCAAAAGGGACAAGCAGCUUCCUCAGCCAAUUGCAAGGCCUGCAUAAGGGCCAGGCAGAAUUUCUGUCAAGGUGCAAUGUCUGCUGUCCUCCAUACUCAUCCAGGAGCAGCGCCUCCAAAGGGAGCAGGAAGAGAUGGGGAGGAGAAACAAUGUGAGCAGAAAGCAAUCAAGCCAACAUGGAUUCCCUUCAGGUCUAUGCUAUCUGCAGAAGAGAGGCUGGGUUUUUCCUUGCAUCUGAUGAAUGCUGGUCACCUGUGGAAGGCUCCAGGAAUAUCUGUAGCUGCUGUGAGACUGGGAACUGUGGGUCACCUGGAGGACAGAAGACUUACCCAUCUGCAUAGACCCUGGAAGAGAGAUGUGCCUUCUAGUCAUGUGAAGCAGCACCUACUUUCAGGGAUGCUGAGGCUGAUAGUGUGGUGGGACCUCUUUCCAUCCUUGAUGCAGAUCAACACUCCAGGAAUUUUCCAGAAAACAUAACCAGAAUGGCAAAGAUGGGAUCACAAGUCUGCCAUGAGUGAGCAAGUCACAGCAUACCCCUGUGUUACUGGAGGAUUUCAGCAGGACACUGCAGGAAGAGGGUGUUUCCACACACAGAUUGCUUUACAGAGAAGGAUCAGGCUG
Molecule: messenger RNA, 679 nt
Organism: Mauremys mutica (yellowpond turtle)
Lineage: Eukaryota; Metazoa; Chordata; Testudines; Geoemydidae
Product: zona pellucida sperm-binding protein 3-like
Exons: 5
Coding region: 134-535 (133 amino acids)
Source: RefSeq, a predicted model, not a curated record